CACAGAAACUGUAGUUCCAAAAAUCCAUCAAUGGAAACUCUAUUAAACCCAUCAAAAACCCCAAAACUCUUUGCAUCAAAAACUCAUCUCUUUAAAUCAUCUCUUCUUCAUUCCAUUUUCAAUCCCCAACCCCAUACUCUCUUCAACAGAAGACCUCUCUCUGUCACCAUUACUUGCAAAGUGAAAACCUCCCAAGGUCCUAAAAAUGAUGGGAAAAACAUAUCCAAGAAGAUUUUGCUAUCGGACUCUGCUCCAGAACUGAGUAAUGGAGAAGUUAAGGGUAAGCCAACGAAUGGAGUUGGAGCUUGGGGCCUGGUUACGAAGUUGCCCAAAAGAGUUUUGGCUGUUUUGUCGAACUUGCCUUUGGCUAUUGGAGAAAUGUUUACUGUUGCUGGCCUUAUGGUUCUUGGUACUGCAAUUGAUCAAGGUGAAGCCCCAGAAUUCUAUUUUCAACAAUACCCUGAAGAAAAUCCAGUUUUGGGAUUCUUCACUUGGAGAUGGGUUCUUACCCUGGGAUUAGAUCACAUGUUCUCAUCUCCCAUUUUCCUUGGAACGUUGGUUCUUCUGGCUACAUCACUUAUGGCCUGCACUUACACAACACAAAUUCCCCUUGUGAAAGUUGCAAGAAGAUGGAGCUUCUUGCAAUCAGCUGAUGCUAUACGAAAGCAGGAAUUCUCAGAAGCUCUUCCUAGAGCAUCCGUUAAAGAUUUGGGUGUUGUUCUGAUGGGAGCUGGAUAUGAGGUUAUAUUCUCCUCUUCUUGCUAUGUUUUCUUGAAAGGACCAUCACUAUAUGCUUUUAAGGGGCUGGCUGGUCGAUUUGCUCCAAUUGGAGUACAUUUAGCAAUGCUGUUGAUAAUGGCAGGUGGAACUCUUAGUGCAACUGGGAGCUUCAGAGGGUCAGUCACCGUUCCACAGGGGCUCAAUUUUGUUAUGGGAGAUGUAUUGGGCCCAACUGGGUUUCUUUCCACUCCGACUGAAGCUUUCAAUACUGAAGUUCAUGUGAACAGAUUCUACAUGGACUACUAUGACAGUGGAGAGGUUUCACAAUUUCACACCGACUUAUCAUUAUUUGAUCUCAACGGAAAGGAAGUAACGAGGAAAACACUUAGUGUAAAUGACCCCUUAAGAUAUGGUGGGAUCACCAUAUACCAGACAGAUUGGAGUUUUUCAGCCCUGCAAAUACUUAAGGAUGAUGAAGGACCAUUCAAUUUGGCAAUGGCACCUCUAAAGGUCAAUGGAGACAAGAAGCUUUAUGGGACCUUUCUACCAGUAGGGGACACUGAUUCUCCUAAUGUGAAGGGAAUAUCAAUGCUUGCUCGUGAUCUGCAGUCUAUUGUCCUAUAUGAUCAACAGGGGAAAUUUGCUGGAAUGCGACGACCUAACUCGAAGCUUCCUAUUGAGAUUGAUGGAACAAAAAUCAUAAUUGUUGAUGCAAUUGGCAGCAGUGGUCUUGACUUGAAGACAGAUCCAGGGGUGCCAACAGUUUAUGCUGGAUUUGGUGCUCUAAUGCUCACAACUUGCAUUAGUUACUUGUCUCAUGCACAGAUAUGGGCCUUGCAAGACGGGACAACAGUAAUUGUUGGGGGAAAGACUAAUCGAGCCAAGGCCGAAUUUCCAGAUGAAAUGAAUUGCUUGCUUGAUCGGGUUCCUGAAAUAGUUGAGUCAUGUAUCACCAAGCAACCUGAUAGCAUCGGUGGCUAGCUUUUGAGGCACGAUAUAGGCAAAAGCAUGAGCAUACAAGCUGCUACAAAUUUGAAGUUUCUGGUAAAAUCAAGAUAUUAUUCCAUUUUCAACUUCAUUCCAACUUAAAAAGUGACAAAACUUUCAAGUGAGACCUUGUGCGCCCUAGUCAUGGACAAUGCCAGUUUCACACUUUGGCAGCAGAGGAGCAAAUUUUGAAUUUAUGAAAUGUAUAGUUAUUUAUUGUGGUUCACAGGACAAAGAAACCAAGCCAAGUUCCAUAUACACCAAGUAUUAUACUCACCACUCAUGACUUAAAGCUUCAAAACUACCAAAAGUAUAUUUGUUUAUAGCAAUACCAUUCUUAUUUGUUCCUUUAUCAUUUUCUAUCAUUACUAUCCUUCUAACUUGCUCUCUGGCCAUAACAAAAUAUCACGUGAUUCUGGGUUUGACAUGUAUGGAUCUGUCUUAGCAGAAAAAAAAAAGGCUGAGAAUGUGAUACAAUCUGAGAUGAGGAAAUGAUAUUUGUUCCUUUUUGUAACUUGUUCAGUAGACAUCUGGGGAAGUAUUCAACGAGUAGGAUUUUGAUCUCUCACCAACCAGUUGUUGGUGCAGCCAAUUAGUCUGGUAGGACUUGUGGAGGAGCUGCAAAGCUGAAACUUUUGAUUUCUUGUCACACCAGCAACUGAUGAAAUGUCGAUUCGUCUCUCAAUAUUUCUUCCUAACCAAUGGUAUUUUUGGUUUAUUUGUUUGUUUCUUCUGAUAACAGGAAGAACAGAUUCCAGAAUGAAAGCUAACGUGAAAAAAGUGCUUCCAUAUUUAUUGUGAAAACAGCGCUUCCUCGAAAGAAGCUAUAGCUUCUCAGAAGUUCACAAAUGCAAAAAGAUCAGGUAGGAAAUUGAAAUAGAAGUGCGACUUUAGACUAUCAUAUUUCUAUAGAUGUGAUUGCCAACGAGCCUGAUCCCGUCCCCUUAAAAAUUGACCACGUAUAAGAAGAGUGAUUGGAUUUUCUACCAAUUUCCAAAGUUCGAAAUCCCUCAAGGCCAUAGUGUAAAAUCCAAGAGUAAUUUAUUUUAGGUUAAAAGCAUGCAUUCAUAGGUUUCGAGUUGUGUUCAUAAAAUUUGGCAUAUAUAUUGUAAAAACAAUGAUUUUACCAAAGCACAUAUGUUGGUGAUUCUUCAUUCCAUUUGAUUCUGUUAAAGAAUUUAACGAAAUCUUGAAUCAAUAUCCGAACUGUCUUCUAGCAUAAGAACCUUCACAUAAUUCAUGCUAUGUUUAAAUAUCAUCUUUUCAAUAUAAUUUUCAGUUCAACUCUUGCAGUUUCUGAACCUCAAAAUCAUAUUACAAUUAUUGAAAAGUCGGCAGUAACUUGCAUGGUUUGUAAGUAGCUACACACAUUGAAACUGCAUUAAAGCACUUUUGCAGGUUUGCUUCAAAAGAACUAGCCGAAUCGAAUAUCAAAAUAUAAUGUCUCCAAAUGAACAAAUGACUGAAGUUCAAUCGCUUUUUGGAAACCUAAACCAUUAAAUGCACUUUUCACAUCAAAUGUGAUAUGUGAAGCAACCCUGACUU
Molecule: messenger RNA, 3252 nt
Organism: Durio zibethinus
Lineage: Eukaryota; Viridiplantae; Streptophyta; Magnoliopsida; Malvales; Malvaceae
Source: RefSeq, a predicted model, not a curated record